Molecule: messenger RNA, 668 nt
Organism: Spirometra erinaceieuropaei
Lineage: Eukaryota; Metazoa; Platyhelminthes; Cestoda; Diphyllobothriidea; Diphyllobothriidae
Source: the annotation of a GenBank genome assembly
AUGUUAUCUGCCAUGCGAAUAAGCGUCUACCGUGACAAACGCCCUAAUAUCCGCGUCGUCUACAGGACAGACGGCCACCUCCUCAACCACAGGCGGAUGCACUUCCAAUUACGUGUAUCCACAACUACCGUCCAUGAACUUCUCUUUGCCGACGACUACGCCCUCAACACAGCCGCAGAAGGGGACGUGCAAAAGAGCAUGGAUCUCUUCGCUGCAGCCUGCGACAACUUUGGCCUGGUCAUUAAUACGGAGAAAACGGUGGUUAUGCACCAGCCGCCCAUCAACGCUGUCCACAAUUCACAUUCCAUCAACGUGGACGGCUCCCAACUGCAAACUGUGGACGCUUUCACCUAUCUGGUCAGCAUCCUCUCUCGAAACACCAUGAUCGAUGAUGAAGUGGCCCGCAGCAUUUUCAAAGCCAGCCAAAGAGCCGGUCGCCUGCAGAGCAUCGUCUGGAAUCGUUAUGGUUUCCAUCCCAGCAAUAAACUCAAGAUGCACAAAGCGGUUGUCCUGCCGACACUGCAUUAUGGAGGAGAGACCUGGACAGUGUACAAGAGGCAGGCGCAGGGACUCAAUCACUUCCAAGUCAGCUGUCUUCGACAGAUACUGAAGCUGAGGUGGCGGGACCGGAUCCUGAACACGGACGCACUGGAAAGGACAGGAAUCUU